GUGCGAACGGCGACUCGAACGCGCGCGUCGGACGAAUCGUCGUCGACGACGACGCGCGCGUCGUACGCGGACGCGGCGACGGCGGUGAACGAGGGACUGCGAUUGUUCGAGAGGGGCGAACACGAGGCGGCGACGCGGGCGUUCACGCGAGCGCUGGAGAUGAAACCGAACGAAGACGAGGCCAGGGCGGCGAGUUAUAAUCGAGCGUGUGGAUACGUCAAGAUGAACAUGUACGACGAGGCGAAGGACGAUCUCAUCGCGGCGGUGAACGUGCAUAAUUUGAAGUUCAAGGUGCUGACGAGCGACCCGGAUUUGGACGCGUUUCGAGCGUCGACGCAGUACGGAGAAGUCGCGGCGGCGGUGAAGGGAGGUCGAGGCGCGUCGACGAUGGUGAAUUUGCGCGCGGAGGCGCAAGAACCGUUUCGAUUCUUCAAGCUUUAUUUAUUCGGAGGAUUAGCCGCGGGGGCGGGUUUGGGUUUGUUCAUCAUCGGCACGCGUCUGAUCAAGGCGGUGCAGGGGGGCGAGGGCGCGCCCGAUUUGACCGAGACGGUGACGAAUUUAGGAAUCAAUACCGUCGGGCUCCUCGCGUUCUCGGUGUUAUUGCGCGGUGAACUUCAAGGGCGCGAGAAAAUCAUUCAGAAAGUUGAGCGCGAGGAAGAGUUGGGGCGCUUGGGCGUGACGCUCGGCGACGGCGAUAAGAAUGUGUUGUUUUCGCGCUUGCGCGGAUCGUAUCGCGUCUUCAUCGUCGCGGGGAGCGAAGAGCAUAUCACAAAAACCCUCGAAAGUUUGGAGAGGUUCAAGGAAAAGUUGACGAAGAAUAAGAUUGUCAUCUUACCGGUGGCCAUGGACGAGAGCGGCGAAGAAUCCGGAGACGAGUUGCCGUUUGGUCAGCGAAGACGCAAAGCGAAGACUUCAAAGACCACCGAGCUCACCGCUAGUGCGGCGGCUGCGCUGCUCGGCGGUGACAAGAAGCUGAAGCUCAUGCCUGUGGACAAUGGAGCUUGGAAGCGCUGGAUCAUCAAUCAAAUCGAAUCGUCCGGUUUUGAUCCAACGGUUCGCGACGUCUUCUUCGGCGUGGCGAAGAACGGUACGAUUUGGAAGUCUGGAGCUGGGAUUCCGAACUGGAUGAAGCUGUUCGAGGAUUUGCCCGAUGAAGACUCCAUUCAGGGCAAGGUAACGGGAGUGUAA
Molecule: messenger RNA, 1188 nt
Organism: Ostreococcus lucimarinus CCE9901
Lineage: Eukaryota; Viridiplantae; Chlorophyta; Mamiellophyceae; Mamiellales; Bathycoccaceae
Exons: 1
Molecular function (GO): protein binding
Source: RefSeq, a predicted model, not a curated record